AACAAUAACAUCUAACACUAACAUAAUUAUCUAAACAAUAACAUAAUUAUCGUGAUUAUAAUUAUUACGGCUCGAUACUCCGUGAAUUAUUUUCGUUUUAUUCUUUCCGACGUUACGAACACUUCGCAGUUUCUAUGGUCACGAAUGACUAACGUGUUAUUCGUCGGCCUAUGAGUAUUGAUAAAUAUCCUCAAUAAAGAUAGUUUAUCAAAGGAAACAAAGUUUACUGAAAAGAAUAAAAGCAGGAACCGGUAUAUUAUGCAUGUUGUAGUCGUUUUUGUCUCGCAUCGCAAUGGCCUACCUCGCUUUUACCCUAACCUUGCUCGCAGCAGCUAGCUGCAUCUCAGCCAACAACCUUGGCACUAGAGUGCCUAUCAGUGACCGCCCCAGUUUGGCUCAAGUUGAAGUCGCCCUGGGCAACGUUUGGAUCCAGCAGUGUGCUGGUGCCGUACUCACCAACUUCCAUAUCCUGUCUGUUGCCACUUGUUUCUCUGGAGCCUUCUACCGGCCCGAUACUCGUCGUAUUCGUCUCGGUUCUGACAUACGAAAUGAAGGCGGCUUGAUCGUGAAUGUGUUACUUGCCAAUAACCAUCACUCAUUCGAUCCCACGAAUAUGGCCAGCGAUAUUUCCGUUGUCCGUCUUAGUUCAGCAAUCACCCUUGGUGGUAAUAUACAACAAGCCUCAGUCAUCCUUCAAGGAGUACAUGUGCCCCCUCGCUUAAGCGUCGAGCUCAUCGGUUGGGGAAACACUCCGCAAGGAGGUGCAGUUACCGACGAUAACCUAUACGGUCUGAGCCUCACCACAGUAGACCGAUACACCUGUAGGAGCAAAUACGAAGACAGGGAAGUUACCAAUACAAUGCUUUGCUUUGGCUUACCCAGGGAGGGCGGUCGUGACUUUUUUACCCGUGACGUUGGUGCUCCCGUUUUCUAUCAGAACGCUUUGAUCAGUCUAAUAUCCUUCGGGGAAUCUGAUGCUAAUAACGAGUACCCUCUGGUCGGUACCGGCAUCAGCGAUUACACGAACUGGAUUAUCGAAAACGCUGCUUCAUAAGAGCUACAUGAAAAUAUCAUUUCAAAUAAAUUAUUUAAUUAACAAA
Messenger RNA from Bombyx mori (domestic silkworm), 1100 nucleotides. Its product is annotated as trypsin-like serine protease. Gene Ontology annotation, biological process: proteolysis. Lineage: Eukaryota; Metazoa; Arthropoda; Insecta; Lepidoptera; Bombycidae. The transcript has 4 exons. The record is from RefSeq and is a predicted model, not a curated record. Bases 293 to 1054 code for a protein of 253 amino acids. Gene Ontology annotation, molecular function: serine-type endopeptidase activity.